AUGGACGUAGACGUGGACGUGGACGUGGACGUGGACUUCGACUUGGACGUGGACGUGGACGUGCACGUCGACGUCGACGUCGACGUGGACGUGGACGUGGACGUGGACUUGCACAUGGACGUGGACGUAGACGUGGACGUGGACAUGGACGUGGACGUGGACGUAGAAAUGGACGUGGACGUGGACGUCGGCGUGCACAUGCACGUGGACAUGGACGUGGACGUGGACGUGGACGUGGACGUGAACGUGGACGUGGACGAGGACGUGGACGUGGUCGUGGACGUGGACGUAGACAUGGACGUGGACGUGGUCGUGGACAUGGAUGUGGACGUGGAGGACGUGGACGUGGAGGACGUGGACGUGGACGUGGAGGACGAGGACGUGGACGUGGACGUGGACGUGACAGACGUGGACGUGGACGUGGACGUGGACGACCUGGACGUGGACGUGGACGUGGACGUGGACGUGGACGUGGCCGCGGACGCGGACGUGGACGCGGACGCGGACGUGGACGUGGACGCGGACGUGGCCGCGGACGCGGACGUGGACGUGGACGCGGACGUGGACGCGGACGCGGACGUGGACGUGGACGCGGACUUGGACGUGGACGUGGACGGGGACGUGGACGGGGACGUGGACGUGGACGUGGACGUGGACGUGGAUGUGGACGUUGACGUGGACGUGGACGUGGACGUGGACGUGGACGUGGACGUGGAAAUGGACGUGGACGUGGACGUGGAAAUGGACGUGGAGGUGGACGUGGACGGAGACGUGGAGGACGACGUGGACGUGGAGGACGUGGACGUGGACGUGGACGUGGACGUGGACGUGGACGUGGAGGACGUGGACGUGGUCGUGGACGUGGUCGUGGACGUGGACGUGGACGUGGACCUGGACCUGGACGUUGACGUGGACGAGGACGUGGACGUGGAUGUGGAGGACAUGGACGUGGACGUGGACGUGGACGUAGAAGUGGACGUGGACGUGGACGUGGACGUGGACGUGGACCUGGACGUGGAUGUGGACGAGGACGAGGACGUGGACGUGGACGUGGACGUGGACGUGGACGUGAACGUGGACGUGGACGUGGUCGUGGACGUGGUCGUGGAUGUGGACGUGGACGUGGACCUAGACCUGGACGUUGACGUGGACGAGGACAUGGACGUGGACGUGAAGGACAUGGACGUGGACGUGGACGUGGACGUGGACGUAGAAAUGGACGUGGACGUGGACGUGGACGUGGACGUGGACCUGGACCUGGACCUGGACGUUGACGUGUACGUGGACGUGGACAUGGACAUGGACCUGGACGUGGACGUGCACGUGGAGGUGGACGUGGAGGUGGACGUGGACGUGGACCUGGACAUGGACGUGCACGUGGAGGUGGACGUGGACGUGGACCUGGACAUGGACCUGGACGUGGACGUGGAGGACAUGGACGUGGACGUGGACGUGGACGUUGACGUGGACGUGGACGUGGACGUGGACGUGGACGUGGACCUGGACGUGGACGUGGACGUGGACGUGGACGUGGACGAGGACGAGGACGUGGACGUGGACGUGGACGUGGACGUGGACGUGGACGUGGACAUGGACGUGGACGUGGAAGUGGACGUGGACGUGGACGUAGAAAUGGACGUGGACGUGGACGUGGAUGUGGACGUGGACAUGGACGUGGUCCAGGAGCUUGCCUGGUCCAGGAGCGUGCCUGGUCCAGGAGCGUGCCUGGUCCAGGAGCUUGCCUGGUCCAGGAGCGUGCCUGGUCCAGGUGCUUGCCUGGUCCACGAGCUAGCCUCUUCCUAG
Closterium sp. NIES-65 is the source of this 1803-nucleotide messenger RNA. NCBI's taxonomy places the organism in Eukaryota, Viridiplantae, Streptophyta, Zygnematophyceae, Desmidiales, Closteriaceae. The record is from the annotation of a GenBank genome assembly.